This is a messenger RNA of Agrilus planipennis (emerald ash borer), 656 nucleotides long. It is a transcript of the gene Obp59a, whose product is annotated as general odorant-binding protein 71. Gene Ontology annotation, molecular function: odorant binding. The coding region runs from base 111 to 557 and encodes 148 amino acids. Lineage: Eukaryota; Metazoa; Arthropoda; Insecta; Coleoptera; Buprestidae. The record is from RefSeq and is a predicted model, not a curated record. The transcript has 3 exons.
GAAUCGCUCAAAUACGACAAAGAAAAGCGAUAAUAACUGAAAAUCACAAUCACGAUGCUAGGACUUUAGCUUCAGGUAGGGGUGAAGAAAUUGGUCAUCAAAAUAUACCUAUGAAUAGGAACGAAUCGUUUCGAAUACAAACUCCCAUAAUAACCAUCCAACUACCCAACAGUAACGAUUCAAUAGGUCCCGAUUACUCUUCAGAUCAAGAUGAAGAUCAAGAUCAAACUAAAGCAACAGACGAAGCAGAACAAUCGCAAGAGACCAAUGCUUCAGUUAACCAUUGCAUAAUACGUUGUCUUUUGGAACAAAUGAAUGUGAUAAAUAAAACUGGUUUUCCUGAUCGCCAAAAACUUGCUAAAGAACUGCUAAAAAAUGUAAUUGGAAGAGAUGCCGAAGAAUUCUUUCAAGAUUCAAUAAACGAUUGCUAUCGACAAAUGGAUGGUAGAUAUUUGGACAAGUGCGAAUUUUCUACAGAAUUGAUAUUGUGUUUGAUCAAUAAAGGUAAAGCAAAUUGUAACGAUUGGCCAGUUGGAAUUUUCCCAUAUCAUUCCUGAAUUCGAAGAAUAACUGUGUGUAACUUUAGAAAUAUACCUAUCUCAUACUUAAUUCAAAAGUAAAUGCUACUCUGUAGUCAGUGUACAUAAAAAAUAAAA